CUCCGGCCGGGCUUCGCGGGGCUCUUGGCCGGCGCGGCGAAGAAAAGGGGGAGGUGGGGGAGGACCGCCCCCUCCCCGGUUGCAAGCAGGCUCCUGCGUGUAACUCGGGUGCAUUGCAGCAAAAUCUGGUGUCUGCCGGGGGCAAAUCUGUCUCCCACCGGCACGAUUUCAGGCCAUAUUGAUACGGGGGAGAAAGGCGGCCUGGCCUGGAGCUCUCGGCGGAGCCUGCCAGAUCCGGAGAGAAGCCUGGGCGCUGUCCAUGCAAUACCCAGAACUCGGUGAACUGGAUUCAUCCAUCUUCUGGGUUCCAGCAAGAAAGGUUCUGAAAGAAGACGCUCAGCCGCCAAACCCAGGGUUUAAAACCAACCAAGCUGCUCACUAAAGCCUGUUAUAUUCUCACUCGACCAACCCUUGUCCUGAUGCUGGAAAGGGGGGAACAGCCCUGUAUGAGCAACAGCAAGAACGGAGUGGGCAACAACGCUCUGAGUAGCGGUGUUGCAGAUUCUCAAGCCUUGAAAGAGAACACCAAGUCCCCUUCGCCCUCGGCUCUGUCUUCUCCACCCGCCACGGAGUCUCCCAAGCCGCCUCGUCCCCGCCGCCGGCGGCCUCCUGCCGUCCUGCCUUCAGAUCGUCCCUAUCAAUGUAAAGACUGCGGCAAGCGCUUCGUGUACCGCUCCAAGCUGGCCACCCACCAAUGGACUCAUUGCGCCGAGCGCCCGUACAAAUGUCCUGAUUGCCCCAAGAGCUUCAGCUACCCGUCCAAGCUGGCUGCCCACCGCCGCACGCACACCGGGGAACGCCCCUUCCCCUGCUCUCUGUGCCCCAAGCGCUUUGGACAUCGCUCCAAGCUGGCCGCCCACCAGUGGAUCCACACGCCGGAGCGCCCCUACAAGUGUGCCGAUUGCCCCAAGAGCUUCUGCUACCCAUCCAAGCUGGCCGCCCACCGCCGCACACACACGGGGCAGCGGCCGUACCCGUGUGGCCGCUGUGGGAAGAGCUUCUGCUACCCCUCCAAACUGGCCGCUCAUCAACAGAUCCACGCGGCCACCGCAGCAGGGCGCCCUUAUCCGUGCAUGCGCUGCAGCAAGAGUUUCCGGCAGCUGCGCAACCUCACCCUCCACCAGCGGGUGCACGAGGAUGGGGAAGCAGGUGACGACCUGGCACAGAACAAGAGCCACGGUGGUGGAGACAGGCCGUAAGGCAGAACUCUGGAUGCUCUCGGGGCACAGGGAGAAACUUGGAUAAUUUGAAAACUCGGUGGCUGUCGGGUGGUUGUAAAUAAUUGAAUGUUAAGGGGGAGGUGGGGGCUACACAGUGACCUUCAGCCACUCGUAACUUCUCCGUUCUCAGCUUGGAUGGUGAUGCCAAACGAAAGGCUCCUCUUCCGAGUUGUGUAUACCAUGCUGAAAACUGUUCUAGUAACCCUGUUUCUGCAGUGGCAAAUGGCCUAUUCUACAACCUCUUUUAAGUUACACAGACUUGUACAUCUUUGUGAUUCGGUUUGCUUCAUUUAACCUUCCGGUUCUCCCAGUCUCACAAAACAGGACCCUGCCGCUCUGUAGCCCACGCCAGUUCGGUGCCAACAAAACCAAACCGCCGUUGAGAUUCCCACACGAACCACCUUUAGGGAAGUGAGCGCCUGCACCCAAACCUCACCGCAGGCGGAGCAGAAUCCGCGCGUGCUUUGCACAAAAGGAGAAACCUCUGUCUGUGGCUCUGUAUAGUCUUGUUUUAUGCUCAACUGGUGCGUGCUUGCAUUGGGAUGUAGAACUCAGCAUACCUGUAAUUGUAAUCUAAGGGUAUAUAAACUUGUGGUAUAUGCAUUGUACAUUAUACAUGGCAUACGGUGCAGCUGCUUUGCACAGCCAACCCGUGGCCAUGGAAAUUGGAGGUUUAAUAUGCAUGAGCCGAGCACAUCAUAUCCCAUCGGGCACGAGCUGCGUCUAGUUUAAGAAAACGUUUCCGGUGGUUAUAAAGGAAAAGCUGAGCCUGACAAUGUGACAAUUGGUGAAAUUUGCCAGUGGGAUUGCUUAAAUACAAAUUCCAGGAAAGAAUAGGCAACAUUAGGUUUAAAGAGUUGUAGAAGCAGAAAAAUAAUUUUGCAAAUUCACAUCAUCGUGAGCAAUCCAACUGGAAAAUGGAGUUUGCCUUCCAACUGCUCCAGGGUAACUCUGCAUGUGAGAAGUUGCAGCUCCAGAUUUGUGGUUCAUGUUGCGUCAAAAGAUGCCCCAGGCCACUUUACAAAUACGGUGGGUAGCGUGCUAAGGGCAUAUGCAUCUGUGGCACACAGCAGAUUUCACAUGUGAAUUUCUUGGGCUAAAAGGGGCUGUCUAAACUUUAUGUUCACCAUGUAGUGCACAGAACUUUAUAGCUUGCUUCCUUGUUACUCGUGUGUUUGUUUUACUGUACCACAUACCUAAAGACACAGAAAGUCUGUUUUGCCGUCAUUAUAGGAUAGUUAUGUUCCCUCUUGGAUUUCUCUCCCAUGCUCUUCUAGACCCAAAUACACCUUCCACUACUAUCCACAAUUAAUACACACACUUUUUCUCAACAGCUUUUAAAACCCAAUAAUGCAUCUUUCCACUUCCCCAUAAACUGGCAGAGACUGAUUCCCCAUAAUUCAGGGAGGGCAUUUGUUCAGAUUUUUGUGAAAGGCAGGUGGAAGUUUGUGUGAUUGGUUCAAAGUCUGUUUGUAGCUGAUACUAAAAAAGUGAAGCUCCAUUAGAGCCUGGAGUUUUUGUCUUAUUUUUCUUGAGAAAAUAAAAUAAGAAAGCAAACA
Molecule: messenger RNA, 2779 nt
Organism: Candoia aspera
Lineage: Eukaryota; Metazoa; Chordata; Lepidosauria; Squamata; Candoiidae
Gene: ZNF575
Product: zinc finger protein 575
Exons: 3
Coding region: 420-1199 (259 amino acids)
Biological process (GO): regulation of transcription by RNA polymerase II
Cellular component (GO): nucleus; nucleoplasm
Molecular function (GO): DNA-binding transcription repressor activity, RNA polymerase II-specific; RNA polymerase II cis-regulatory region sequence-specific DNA binding
Source: RefSeq, a predicted model, not a curated record